AAACUCUCUCGUUUCCCCACCCUCACCUCUCUUCACUCCUCAACUCUCUCCUCCACACACUUUCUCUCUCUACUCUCUCUCUCUCCCUCUCUCUAGCAUACCCUUUUUCUACGUUACCCUUCUCAACAAUUCCCCACAAUUACACAAAUGGAAACUCCUGAAUUCCUCCAUGGACCAUUCACGCCGGAAAAACGAUACUCCGACGUCAAAACCGAACAAUUCAUCAUCGACGACCUUCUUAAUUUUCCCACUGACGACACCGUCACUGGGGAGGAGGCAUAUGAUGACGCCGGAGAUGUGCCUAAUGGCGGCACCUCCACUGACUCCUCCAUUGUUUCCACUGCCAUCGACAGCUGCCACUCCUCCAGAGAGCUGGUUGUUCACCGGAGCUUCCCCGACACUCAAUUCUCUCAUGAUCUUUGUGUCCCGUAUGAUGAUGUGGCUGAGCUAGAAUGGCUAUCGAAUUUUGUGGAGGAUUCAUUUUCGACAGAGGAUAUGGCGAAGCUUCAAUUGAUAUCUGGAGUCAAAGCUCGACCAGCCGAUGAUUCAUCUGAGAUCCACCAAUUCCAACAAGAAACCUACAAUCGGGCCAACAACCCGAUAUUUAACACUGACAUGACAGUCCCAGGCAAGGCCCGUACCAAGCGUUCUCGUGCUGCACCAUGCAAUUGGACCUCUCGGCUUCUUGUUCUCUCACCUACAUCAACGGGUCAAACCUCUGCCAUUUCAUCUGAGUCCGAAUCUGAUAUUGCCACAAGCUCAAUUUGGAAAAACACCAUGAAGGCUCCACUAAAGAAAAAAGAAGUCUAUGAAAAUUCAACAAAUAAUGUGGAAGGACGAAAAUGUCUCCAUUGUGCAACUGAUAAAACCCCUCAGUGGCGUAGUGGACCAUUAGGUCCAAAAACACUAUGUAAUGCUUGUGGGGUUCGCUACAAGUCUGGUCGACUAGUACCUGAGUAUCGACCAGCUGCGAGCCCCACAUUUAUUCUGACAAAACAUUCGAAUUCUCAUCGUAAGGUACUUGAGCUAAGGAGACAAAAGGAGGUGCAAACUACACACUUGCAACACCAACAACCAUUCUAUCAUCAUCAGAAUAUGAUGUUUGAUGUUUCCAAAGGAGAAGAUUACUUAAUCCACCAACAUAUUGGUCCGGAUUAUCGACAACUAAUCUAAUAAAUCAGUUGUGUGGUCAAAAAGCGUAAUUUUCGACGUUCUUUGAAAUUAUUUUAGCCAAUUUUUGCAAUUUUUAAGCCAAAAUUUCAUAGUGUUAAGUCCUAGCUUAUGAAGUUUUGAAGAAAAAAAGAGUAGUGGAAUUUAGGAGAGGUAAACAUCAGAUGUUUGUAAUCUCGAUUGAGUUAUCUUUUGCCAAUUCUUGGAUCAGUUUUCGAUUUUAAUGCUCAACCAAACCCC
Molecule: messenger RNA, 1410 nt
Organism: Lactuca virosa
Lineage: Eukaryota; Viridiplantae; Streptophyta; Magnoliopsida; Asterales; Asteraceae
Source: the annotation of a GenBank genome assembly